Molecule: messenger RNA, 747 nt
Organism: Candida tropicalis MYA-3404
Lineage: Eukaryota; Fungi; Ascomycota; Pichiomycetes; Serinales; Debaryomycetaceae
Gene: RPS3
Product: 40S ribosomal protein uS3
Exons: 1
Coding region: 1-747 (248 amino acids)
Biological process (GO): translation
Cellular component (GO): nucleus; cytosolic small ribosomal subunit
Molecular function (GO): RNA binding; structural constituent of ribosome
Source: RefSeq, a predicted model, not a curated record
AUGGUUAACGCUAUCUUAUCUAAAAAGAAGAAAUUAGUAGCUGACGGUGUCUUCUACGCUGAAUUGAACGAAUUCUUCACCAGAGAAUUGGCCGAACAAGGUUACGCUGGUGUUGAAGUCAGAAAGACUCCAUCCAAAUUGGAAAUCAUUGUUAAAGCUUCUAACACUCAAGGUGUUUUGGGUGAACAAGGUAGAAGAAUCCACGAAUUGACUUCUUUGAUUGUCAAGAGAUUCAAAUUGUCUCCAGAAGGUAUUGCUAUCUAUGCUGAAAGAGUUGAAGAAAGAGGUUUGUCUGCUGCUGUUCAAGCCGAAGGUUUGAAAGCCAAAUUAUUGAAUGGUUUACCAAUCAGAAGAGCCGCUUACGGUGUCUUGAGAUUUGCUAUGGGUGCUGGUGCCAAGGGUGUUGAAGUUGUCAUCUCUGGUAAAUUGAGAGCUGCUAGAGCUAAAUCCCAAAAAUACGCUGAUGGUUUCAUGAUCCACUCUGGUCAACCAACCAGAGACUUUAUUGAUAUUGCUAUCAGACACGUCUUGAUGAGACAAGGUGUUUUGGGUAUCAAAGUUAAGAUUAUGAAAGACCCAGCUGCUAACAGAUUCGGUCCAAAAGCUUUGCCAGAUGCUGUCAAGAUUGCUGAAGCUAAAGAUGAAGAUGAAGUUAUCCCAGCCCCAACUGUUAAAUCUUACAAACAAAAACCAGAAGAAGUUGAAGCUGAAGCUGAAGUUGAAGCUGUUGAAACUGAAACUGCUUAA